GAAACAUAGAGCUAAUUUUGAUAAGAUGUUGAGUACGAACAACAACUCAGGAAACCAAGCAUUGAAGGAAGAAAAUCCAGACCAAAGUUCAGUGCCACAAAAGAGUUUUGUGGAAAAUUAUCUUUAUGGGAAAACUAAAUUUUGAAAGCAUCAGCAUUCCUGAUUUAAAGAAAGUUUGAAAACGUUUGUAAAAUUAUUCCUAUCUGGCCUUGGUGUGAAGAUUGGGUUAGGAUUCCUAUUGGGACUUUUAAAGACAAGAAAUAUCAGCAAAACUGUUAGAAAUGUGAUCUCAUGGGAUCCAGUAAGAUUUGCGGCAUUUGUAGGCUUGCUUCCAGCUCUUUUCAAGAUUGCUCUUUGUAUUCUUAGACAUUACAGAAAUAAAGACGACAAACUAAAUGUAUUAAUUGCAGCAAUAUUUUGCUCCUUUUCUGCUUUAGCUGAUAACUCAGAUGACAGGAGAAAAAUUUUAAUCUACUACAUAUUCUCCAGAGCUUUUGAGUCCUUCAUUGAAAUGGUCAGGUCUCACGAAGUGGCUCCAGUGCCAUCAAACUGGGGCCUCUGCUUAGGAAUCUUCUGUACCAAUUUCCUAAGCUACAUGAUCUUCUUCCAUGGUGAGCUUGUUCCUAAAGGACUCUACAGAAUGGGAACAACAGGCGUUGGCUUUAAAGGCAAUGAGAUGAAGUUGAUAGAAGUUGUCUACAGAGGCAUUGGAAAUAAACCUUAAUUGUUAAGAAGAGAGUGCAAGA
Messenger RNA from Moneuplotes crassus, 746 nucleotides. Lineage: Eukaryota; Ciliophora; Spirotrichea; Euplotida; Euplotidae. The record is from the annotation of a GenBank genome assembly.